GCAUAAUCAAAGUACCUGAGGCGGUCCAGAAACCGGUGAAAAGGUGUGUUCACCGGCCAUGUUGAAUCCGAGCGCCCGUCAAAAUCGUUGCAGAUUUAGCCACGGCAGACGCGUGGGAUGAGGCUCAGAGCGCGGGGGCCGGGGUUGUGACGAUGUCCAAGUGGCAUUUUGUGACGGUUGAGGGGAGAAAAUCCAGCUUCAAAAGACUAGCAAGUACUCGUACUGGGUACCUUACGGUGCCUUCCAUCCCUGUGGGCGAGCUGUGGGAAGGUAACUGGCGAGCCUGGCAAGGAAACUGCGACAGAAUGCCCCUCCGUUGCCUGUCCAGUGCUGACCCCACUUCUUCUCGCUGCUGCGACUUCCUCUCCCCCGGUGAAAUUCCAUCCCCACUGCAUCCAGAAUCUGUCUUUGAUGAGCUUCGUGUUCAUCAAUCCAUACAAGCCCUGUACUUGGUCCAUGGUCUCCGACAACGUCACCUCAGGCACAGGGUGCGGCGACGUCAUCCUCCUCCUCAUUCUCAUGUCAAACCUCUACGGGUUCAAAGAAAAGCCACCAUGGUACGCUCGGACGCAAGGGAUCAGCAGCCGAAGCUGCUGGCUGUGAUUGCAUUGGGCAUGCCCGACAGGAUACUCCGUAUACCUGCCGGCACUCCCCCCGCAACGCCGUGAUGUCGGGACGCCCCUAUCCGCCUUGCUUGACUGCCAAUCCGGGCACUGGCUGGCGUUUCGCGGCUGAAGCGUUGUACUCCCGCGACGACAUGCAAGGUACCCGUCGAUGGCGUCGACAUCAAAUCGGCGUCACCUUGUGCGACAGCAAGCCAAGUAAGGCGACACGUCGGCACUGUCAGUACUCAUCGCCAGCGGCCAAGUUGACGGCCACGAUCUCGAGAAUGGCCGACAACUCCGUCAGUGGAGAGAGGAGGCUGAGGCGUC
This is a messenger RNA of Parathielavia appendiculata, 932 nucleotides long. RefSeq lists its product as uncharacterized. The record is from RefSeq and is a predicted model, not a curated record. Lineage: Eukaryota; Fungi; Ascomycota; Sordariomycetes; Sordariales; Chaetomiaceae. The coding region runs from base 153 to 668 and encodes 171 amino acids. The transcript has a single exon.